AUGACGGCCCACGUCCUACGACCUCCUACCCUUCCCGACGACGUCCUCUUUUCCAGGCUCCUGAAAAUAGCCAGGCAAAGAGAUGCGAAUAUCAUCGUCAAUGACUGCAGCCGUGGCACACAGUUUAGCUACCGUCAAAUCCUCGAUGGCACCGUGAAACUAAAUCAGAGGCUACAAGCACUCCUCUACAGGCCUACCCAAGACAGGCCCGGCAGUUUCUAUGUUGCUCUCCUGGCUCCAAAUGGAUAUGAAUUUAUUAUUGGGGUUCUUGCUAUCCUGGCAAUUGGCGGAGUAGUCGUGCCGAUGCCAACAGGCGCGCUUCCUGCAGAAGCAUCAUACAUUCUUCAGCAAUGCGAUGCACGAUAUCUCCUUGCCACCUCGGAGCUGGCUAGUGUCGCUGCGCAGAUCAAAGAACAAGUCAAGAUCCCUUCUCUUAUCAUCGAAAGCAAUGAAGACGCCGCCGACAACGACCUCCUCCCAGUCACAAGCUAUACCCUCGACCCAGCCCUCGCAGUAUCGGAAGAAACCCCGAGUAUACUAUUCUUCACAUCAGGAACGACCGGCCCCCCAAAGGGCGUGCUGCACGCCCGCCGAACAAUAAACAAGUACGCCCGACAAGACGAAGCACCGCAGCCAAACGACGAGCUGUGCAUCAUCCCGCGCGGCGCAUUCUGGUCGAUUUACUUCACAAAGCUAUUCCAGAUGCUGCUGACGGGCAUCCGCGUCGAGAUCCACAACUUUGGCCGAAACUAUGACCUGAUCUGGGAGAAGUUGCGCGAGCAAACGGCUACCAAGAUCGUGUUGUCUCCGACCUUUUGGUAUGGCAUGAUGGUGUAUUUUCAGAGGCAUGUGUCUGUCGAGUUGCCGCGCGAUGUUGUGGGUGAGUAUGUGGUGGGGGCGCAGUACCUGCGUGAUGCGUGUGCAACGGGUGCUAUGCCCUCGGGUCGGGUUAAGGAGUUCUGGCGAGAGAUACGUGGAGGUCGGCCGUUGAAGGUGCUGUAUGGGUCUACGGAGACGCAGGAGAUAGCUAUGUGCGAUAUGGAGUCGGGGGAUGUAGAGGAUGAUUUGGGAACACCACUUCCGAAUGUGAGAAUGAAGCUAUCUGAAGGCGAGGAAGGGGAAGUCCUUGUCAAGACGCCGUCUUUAUUCCUCGGUUACUUGAACUCCCCGGACGCUACGGCAAAACGUUUGGACCCGGAAGGCUUUUUCAAGACCGGGGAUCUGGCCAUCCUACAAGACGGACGGUACAUAUUCAAAGGAAGGGCAAACAUGGAUCUGUUCAAGUUCUACACCUACAAGGUUCCCCGAGGACAAGUCGAAGCUGCGCUCACGGCACUUCCAUACGUCGCAGAGGGGUAUAUCAUGCCCGUUGCAGAUCCACAGUGUGACACACGUACAGCCGCGCUUGUGCGGUUUCACAAGAAAGACAGCGGUAAGGGAGUGGAUUUACAGGCUAUCCGGAACGAUAUGGCUACGAAAAUGAGCCUCCCUGCGUACCAGUUGCCAACUGUGUUGAGGAUUUUGAGAGAACAUGAAUCUGUUCCCCGGACAUGGUCGGAUAAGACCGCCAUGAUGAAGGCGGUUCAUAUGUUUUUCCCGCUGGAUAGCGAGGACAGGAUUUGUGGGGAGGAGACGGAGGUUUUGGAUGUAAGUGGUUUCAUGAAGAUGCAGACGACGAAGUUGUGGGAGUUAUCGGGGAUGCGGUAG
Messenger RNA from Aspergillus pseudoviridinutans, 1707 nucleotides. RefSeq names its product class I adenylate-forming enzyme family protein. The transcript has 5 exons. NCBI's taxonomy places the organism in Eukaryota, Fungi, Ascomycota, Eurotiomycetes, Eurotiales, Aspergillaceae. The record is from RefSeq and is a predicted model, not a curated record. The coding region runs from base 1 to 1707 and encodes 568 amino acids.